AGGUGAGAAGCCAUACCAUUGUGAUAUCUGUGGUCUAUCAUUUUCUGGAAGUACUUCUUUGACUAUGCACAAGCGUAUUCAUACAGGAGAGAAGCCAUAUCACUGUGAUAUCUGUGGCAAAUCAUUCUCUCAGAGUAGCGCUUUAACUGGUCACAAGCGUAUUCAUACAGGGGAGAAGCCAUAUCACUGCGAUAUCUGUGGCAAAUCAUUUUCUCUAAGUACUUAUUUAAUUAGUCACAAGCGUAUUCAUACAGGAGAGAAGCCAUAUCACUGUGAUAUCUGUGGCAAAUCAUUCUCUCGUAGUAGUGCCUUAACUUCUCACAAGCGUAUUCAUACAUGAGAAAACCUUUUCUCUGUGAGUGGUGACUGAACCCUUUACCAUGCAGGUUAUUCUGUCGAAUGUGAUGUUUAUUUAUUCACAUUAUUUUCAAAUUGUCUUACAUUAUCUCACAGCUUUCAAGUUUUUACGAUAUGAUUGUUUGUAUUUAGAAUGACAUUGUAGGUAGGUGCAAGAGGCCAACUCUGGCUAGUUUGACUGUAAGAUAGAUAGAAAAUUUGGACCAGGUAUGGCCACUUUAAAUGCUAAAGAGCUAACCCUACAAGUAACAACAUUUCUUACUUCCUACAAGGACCAUAGGGGACCAUUUUUGACUGUCAUUGAAAAUCACAUUUAAUACAAUUUAUUUUAAAUAUCAGCAAAUGCAUUGAAUAAAGGAUUUGAAAAUACAUUCUUUUAGCAUUUAUUUACAUGU
Molecule: messenger RNA, 752 nt
Organism: Octopus sinensis (East Asian common octopus)
Lineage: Eukaryota; Metazoa; Mollusca; Cephalopoda; Octopoda; Octopodidae
Product: zinc finger protein 22-like
Exons: 1
Coding region: 65-340 (91 amino acids)
Biological process (GO): regulation of transcription by RNA polymerase II
Molecular function (GO): DNA-binding transcription factor activity, RNA polymerase II-specific; RNA polymerase II cis-regulatory region sequence-specific DNA binding
Source: RefSeq, a predicted model, not a curated record